AAAACACCUGAAAUACCAGACAGUAAAACGCUUUCGGAAUGUCAGACCAGCCAGGACGAGAGCGAGAACAGCAGGAGAUUAAAGGUGCAGCAGGUUGACGAGACACCAGCAGAGCAGGAAAGGUGAAGAAGAGGUGAACCCCAUCCAUGGUUUGGAGACCAGCAUUGGCGAAGUUUAAAAACUGAACACUGUCAACAUGUGACACACAAUCUCACAUAGGACUGCUUCAUCAACAUGAAGCAGGAGCCAACUCAUGUUGUGGCAUCGGCACCUAACUGUGGCACCCUCAGAUGCUGCGACCUGCCGCGGGAUUACACAGUGAUGCUAUGGCAUCUGGAGAUGCCGCGAACAGGUCUGUGCUUAAAAGCGUCCAGUAAUGAACCUUUUUUCAAUACGAUAAAUAUCCGCGGCACUUCGGCCCAGCUCUUCGGAAGCCGUGAUAGCUCAUGUCGUCAUCCACCGAACUGCGGCUCACGCCAAACCAGGGCCGCUGAUUGGACUGAGCUGAUGGAAACCCUUCCCCGUCGCAGGGGUGACGUCAGUUUUCAGCGACUAAGGAUCCACCAUGGCUGAAUCAGAAACAAAAAAAGCGAUCAAGUUGGUUCCAGAGUAUCUUCUAAAAAAGAGGAAAACAUACCAGGCCCUCAAAGCCACACAAGCCAAACUCGCACUGCUCGAGAAGAGAAGGGUAUCUAAAGGGAAAAUCAAGUUCAAGCGUUUAGAAGAGUUUUUAAAGCAAAGCCACACACAGCGACGGGAUGACACUCGCAUCCGAAGGGCUCAGCAGAGACCCCCUGAACCUCUGCCUCCAGCCAAGAACAAGCUCGCCUUUGCUGUCCGCAUCAGACAGAUUAAAGGUGUCAGUCCUAAAGUGAUGAAGGUGAUCCAGAUGAUGAGGCUGAGGAAGAUCUUCAGCGGGACCUUCGUCAAAAUUAACAAGACCUCCGUCGCCAUGAUGAAGAUGGUGGAGCCUUAUGUGGCCUGGGGAUUUCCCAACCUGAAGUCAGUUCGUGAGCUCAUUCUGAAGAGAGGUCAGACCAGGAUAGGCAGGAGGAGAGUUCCCCUCACAGACAACACCUUCAUUGAGCAGCACAUGGGUAAACAUGGGAUCAUCUGUUUGGAGGACCUGAUCCACGAGAUCUACUCAGUUGGGAAGAACUUUCGAGCUGCCAACAACUUCCUGUUGCCUUUCGGGCUGUCAGUGGCUCGUCAUUCCAUGAAAGACAAAGCUGGGCUGCUGAAGGACCUGGGAAACCCGGGAUUCCGCAGCACAGAUAUCAACGUAAUCAUCAGACAGCUGAACUGAGGAGGAACGUGCAAGAUGGACGAUGGGACACUGGGCUGGCCGCCAGUUUCGGGAAAGCUUAUAUCUGUUGAAGAGCAGUUGCCAACAAUUUCUCUGGCAGAGAAGCUCAUAUUACUCCUUCUGUGGAGUUUUGUUUUAUCCAUGUUGUAUGAAUCAUAACUUGUACUCCUGACCAUGGACUGAAUGAAGCAGCUGUUUCUCUGUGGUGAAAAUGUAAAGUAAUAAACUUGACACAUUAAUAUUCUUCAGGUUUUCUGAGGAACAGUCAACACUUGCUACUUAUGCAAGGCCAGCAAUGAAAUGAUGGAGGGCCGUCCUCCGUGCUGAAGCCACCAGCCCACCUGCUAUAAACUCAUUUACUGGGGUCUAACUUUGAGUGUCAAAAGGUUUAAUGUGUACAACAUGUACAACACGCAUUCAAUCAUUGGUUUAUGUUAAUACAGUUUGUUUUACAAUAAAAGUAAAGACUGUUCCAGCAA
Messenger RNA from Archocentrus centrarchus (flier cichlid), 1785 nucleotides. It is a transcript of the gene rpl7l1, whose product is annotated as ribosomal protein L7-like 1. Gene Ontology annotation, cellular component: cytosolic large ribosomal subunit. Gene Ontology annotation, molecular function: RNA binding; structural constituent of ribosome. The record is from RefSeq and is a predicted model, not a curated record. Gene Ontology annotation, biological process: maturation of LSU-rRNA from tricistronic rRNA transcript (SSU-rRNA, 5.8S rRNA, LSU-rRNA). NCBI's taxonomy places the organism in Eukaryota, Metazoa, Chordata, Actinopteri, Cichliformes, Cichlidae. Bases 566 to 1306 code for a protein of 246 amino acids. The transcript is spliced from 9 exons.